AUGCCACCAUCUAAUCACGAUAUCGAGAUGAACAUUUUUCCCAUUAAAGAGGACUCUCUCGCGCAAGGAAGUAGUUAUACUAUGCGCGAGCCCUUAUACGAAGAGACGUCUCCACCGCGAUUCUUCGAUCGCCUAGUCGACGGGUUCCGACGAGAUCCAAACCAGCGCAUCACCCCAGAGGAUCCUCUAGAUGAGAUCCACGCCGCCGAAGUCGCCCAGCUGCACCGUCCCAUACUUGGCAGUAACGGGUCGCCGCGGCCGCACUCCUACGAUGUACGGCUAGCCAACUUACAAACUGCGCAGUCGCAUCUCGCGAGGAAGCUGAAAGGCCGCCAUCUGCAGAUGAUAGCCAUAGGGGGUUCUAUUGGUACCGGGUUGUUCGUCGCCUCAGGACGCGCCCUCGAAGUUGGUGGCCCGGCUUCGUUGCUUGUCGCCUAUCUCUUCAUAGGUUGUAUGUUAUAUUGUACCGUCCAGGCCCUCGGUGAGCUUGCCGUCUGUUUCCCGGUUGCAGGGUCCUUCUCCGCCUAUUCCACCCGCUUUCUAGACCCUUCUUGGGGAUUUGCCAUGGGCUGGAAUUACGCCCUGCAAUGGCUAGUCGCGCUGCCACUUGAAAUCAUAGCGGCCUCUAUCACCAUAACGUAUUGGAACCCCGACUUAAACAAGGCAAUCUUCGUCACCAUAUUCUUGAUUGCCGUUGUUGCGAUCAAUUUAUUUGGCGUCAAGGGCUAUGGUGAGGCUGAAUUCGUCUUCGCCAUCAUUAAGGUCAUCGCAGUCAUUGGUUUCAUCUUGCUAGGAAUCGUCUUAAACAUUGGAGGUGUGCCGGGUGGUGGGUAUAUAGGAGGGUUAUAUUGGCGGGAGCCGGGUGCCUUUCAUAAUGGCUUUAAAGGUCUCUGCAGCGUCUUUGUCACUGCUGCUUUUGCUUUUGCCGGGACGGAACUGGUUGGGCUCGCUGCAGCUGAGACAGCGAAUCCACGCAAAUCGCUCCCUACAGCUAUCAAGCAGGUGUUUUGGCGGAUAACCCUAUUCUAUAUUGUAGCCCUCUUUCUCAUCGGAUUGCUUGUGCCGUACGAUGACCCACGUUUACUGAUCCCGGGAUCGGCGUCCGCCGCGGCGUCUCCCUUCGUCAUCGCCAUCGAGAAUGCAGGUAUCGACGUACUGCCAUCGGUGAUGAAUGUCGUUAUCUUGAUCGCCGUCCUGUCUGUCGGAAACUCCUCCGUCUUCGGUUCCUCGCGAACACUCGCCGCCUUGGCUGAUCAGAAUCAAGCACCAAGGAUCUUAUCCUACGUUGAUCGUCGGGGGCGGCCUUUGGUGUCCAUCAUGAUCGCGUCAUCUAUGGGCCUCCUCGCAUAUCUUGCUGACCUCAAAGAGCAAGGCGUCGUGCUGGACUGGCUUGUUGCCAUAUCUGGACUUUCCUCUAUAUUUACUUGGUCAUCUAUCUGCCUGGCGCACAUCCGGUUCCGUCGAGCAUGGACACAGAAAGGCCAUAGUCUGCGCGAGCUGGCGUUCAAGUCCCAGUGCGGCGUCUUCGGCUCCUACCUAGGUCUCCUCUUCAACAUACUGGUAUUGGUGGCCCAGUUCUGGGUCGGCGCGUGGCCCGUGAACUGGGAAGAUCAAUCUUCCAGCGAGUUGGCUAAAAAUUUCUUUCUGCAGUAUAUGGCCGUCCCAGUCGUCAUUGUCUUCUAUGUCGCGCACCGCCUUUACGCUCGCACGAGCUUUAUAAAGACCGCCGAUAUGGAUAUUGACACCGGUCGCCGAGAUUUCAAUCUGCCGAUCCUGCUUGCUCAAGAGGCCGAAGAACGAAGGGGUUGGCCGAAGUGGAAGAGAUUUUAUAGAUUUUUCUGUUAG
Molecule: messenger RNA, 1845 nt
Organism: Annulohypoxylon maeteangense
Lineage: Eukaryota; Fungi; Ascomycota; Sordariomycetes; Xylariales; Hypoxylaceae
Product: amino acid permease
Exons: 3
Coding region: 1-1845 (614 amino acids)
Biological process (GO): amino acid transmembrane transport
Cellular component (GO): membrane
Molecular function (GO): amino acid transmembrane transporter activity
Source: RefSeq, a predicted model, not a curated record